GACCUAGAGGUCUAUUGGUGUGUGGCGCCACGGGCUUGAAGAGUUUGUAAUUCACAGAGAGCGUCCCCCCGUCCACCUUCUGCCAUUGCACCCAUGAUGGUCAUCGAUGAACAAGCACACUAGGCCAUCCCUGUCAAUCUCAACAAUCAACAAACCGGCAGAAUACUCGGUAUACGAUAGGCUCGCUUCCGGCCUCUAGAUACUUUCGGAAGACAAUCGUUCCUUUAGGUAUACGAUAACCUUAUCGACUGUGCUCUACUCAAAGCUUCAACCUAUCCACGAUGGCGACGACUACGCACAACGUCUUCCACCUUUCCUCCGAGUUAGACGAACAGUCUCCCGACCUCGUCAUAACCUCCGCAAACCAAGUUGCAUUCCAUGUUCAUCGUCAUCGUCUGCUCGCCGCCUCCACGAACCAUUUUGACACCCUUCUCAGCCUCCCUUCGAAAACAGCCAUCGAGUUCUCUGAAAGCUCGCCGUUGAUCAGCAUUAUGCUCAACACAAUAUAUGACAAACCACUUGAUUCGCUACACCCCAAUGCUACCAUUCUCAUCUCAUCCAUCGAUACCCUCAAGAAAUAUGGGAUACCUUUGAAUCAAUAUGUUCACUCGAAUACACCAUUAUUCACCGCUCUCGUCGCGGCAGCCCCAUCGUGCGCCAUAGAUCUCUACAUCUUGGCAGCGGAAAACGAUCUACAUGAGCUUGCAGCCGCUAUAUCUGUAUACCUCUAUUCCUUCGAUUUGUCCACUGUCACUGAUGAGAUGGCAAUUCGUAUGGGUCCAAUCUAUCUGAAGAAGCUCUUCCUUCUUCAAAUCACUCGAAUUGCGACCUUGGAGCAACUCAUCGCCGCUCCAUUAGCACUUCAUUCACCUACAUCCACUUGUGAUAUGGACGCACAACACUUGCUUGCCAGGCGAUGGGAUUUAGCAACUAUUAACAUACAGACGAUUGCUACCGCAAGCAUGACGUCCGCAAGCAUCGGCGGGGUUUUGGGAACGGUUGAAGCCCAGACCGAGUGCCGUUUCUGCAGGGAUGCGGUGCAGGUCAGAGUCCAAGAGGUUGUUUCCGGCUGGGAGCAAGUGCAGAAAACUAUGUGAAAUCUUGGUUCAACUCUGUCAUGGUACUGUCUUCUUCCUGAGAUGAGCGAUGCUCGAUACCACUAUACACCAUCAAUGUCGGGCGAGAGUAUGUAUACACACAUAGACACGACCGUCUCAAGCACUCAUCUUUAGGGCUGGUUAGUAUGUAUAGAACAUUCAGGAGGGAGUCCAAACAUUUCCGUUGGCGUAAUGAAUAUACCAAGUUUGUUAGCUUCACUGAUGGUUGCUCGGGACUGCGUGGGAGCAUGUUAGCGUCGUAG
Somion occarium is the source of this 1360-nucleotide messenger RNA. NCBI's taxonomy places the organism in Eukaryota, Fungi, Basidiomycota, Agaricomycetes, Polyporales, Cerrenaceae. The record is from the annotation of a GenBank genome assembly.